Rotaria sp. Silwood2 is the source of this 1722-nucleotide messenger RNA. Lineage: Eukaryota; Metazoa; Rotifera; Eurotatoria; Philodinida; Philodinidae. The record is from the annotation of a GenBank genome assembly.
AUGAAUUCUUCACCAGGAAACUUGCUUACCCUCUUUGAAAAUCUCCCAAAUGAAGUAAUCUAUGAAAUAUUCGAAUAUCUCGAUUUUAAUGAUAUUGAUCAAAUCUUUUCAAAGCUUAAUCUUCGAUAUCAUAGUCUUGUUAAUAAUCCAGCAUUUCAUAUUAAAAUCAAUAUUUCAUCCAUGUCUAAAAAUACUUUUGAAUCUUAUUGUAAACAUAUCCUUAUUCCUUAUCAAAAUCGAAUUUAUUCAAUGAAUAUAGAAAAUUUAUUUAUUUUUUAUUUAUCUUCACCAUUACUUACUCUAUCACAAUAUUCUCAACUUGAAAUACUUAUUCUUAAAAAUAUUGAAUCAAAUCACAUUACAAGUCUUCUUCCACAUUUAUCUUUAUUACCUAAUCUUUCAUCAUUAAUUAUCAUUCCUAUUGAUGAUUUUCAUAAUGUAAAUAGAUUGUAUCAUACAAUCUUUCGUUUACCUGCAUUAAAAUAUUUGAGAAUAUCAUUGAACGAAAGCGAUUCCGAUGAACUGUUACCUAUCGCCAAGAAUCAUUGCAAUCCUAUCGAACAUUUCGUUAUCGAUAGUAAUUGUAGUAUUACUCAUCUCAAAGUAUAUUUAUCAUAUCUUUCACAACUUCGUCGUUUAUCAUGUAAGAAACUAUUGGAAUCCUCUCAUGUAGAACAAAAUUUGGGACAUCUUAUAUUAUCUAAUUUAACACAUCUUUCACUUCAAAGUGAAAAUAUUAGUUUUAAUCAAAUUAAAUUAUUUAUUAGAAAUCUUUCUCAUCAACUUCAAGUUUUUCGUUUUUCAACAGAAUUUAAUAUUACGUAUUUAAAUGCAAAUCAAUGGCAAGAAUUAAUUCUAUCUCAUAUGCCAUAUUUACGUAUAUUUGAUAUUGAACUUCAAGCUAAUUAUUACAAUAAUAAAGAUGAUUUUCAUAUUUUAAUAAGUCAAUUCAUGUCUCCAUUUUGGUACGAAAGACAAUGGUUUUUUACAUAUGAAUAUACAGAUAGUUUAGCAAGAUUUUAUUCUACAGAACCAUACAGACGAAAACACUGCACACUACACAAUGGACUAUGUCAACAUACUACAUAUCUAUGUAGAAAGACUAAUUAUGUACGUUCAGUUGAACAUAUUUCUAUUCGAGAUAAUUUAGAAAUUGAAAAUAAUUUAAUUUAUUUUCCUAAUACUAAUCAACUUACACUUUUUGAUCAUUCUAAUAAUACGCUUUAUUCAAUUCCUACUAUACUUGAUCGAACUAUACCAUUAGUAAAACUUUUUAAAUUAUGUAUUAAUUGUCAUCAAUUUUGCAUUGGUAAAUUAAUGGAAUUAUUAUAUUUUUCACCAAAUGUUCAUAUAUUAAUAAUUAAUUCAAUAUCAUUAACUAAAAUUAGUUCGACUUCAAUACAACAAACGCAAACAUUUCAAACCAUACAUAAAAUCAAUAAAAUUACGAUUUUAAUGAUUAGAGAAAUUUCAAUACAGGAAUGUUUACUUUUAUUUAUUAAACUUUGUCCUCGAUUAAAACAAUUUACAGUUCAAAUACCUCUAAAUAUUUUUAUAUCAAUUAUAUCACAUUUAUUCUUCGAAUUUGAGAAAUACAAUGAACAUCUAUCUUUAGUAUGUCUAUUGAAUAUAGAUACAGCAUUGGAAAGAAUGAUUUUACCAUAUUUACCUACUAGUUGUUCAAUAAAGUCGCUUUUACAAAAUUUAUAUAUAUGGUAUUGA